UAAGUCUGCGUCAAAUCUUGCAAAAUUUAGUCCGUCUACCUUGUUCGAUAAUUCAACGUUGGUUUUUUAAUAUCUAAAUAAUAUUUUUGUAUUAUAAAUUAGAAAUAUUUACAAAAUGCCUACUAAAUACAAGUUAACGUAUUUUAAUGGACGUGGUAGAGCUGAGUUAUCUAGGAUGAUAUUCAAUGUUGCAGGGAUUAAAUUCGAAGAUGAAAGAAUCGAGUUUGCUGACUGGCCUGGACGUAAACAAGGGACGCCACAAGGUUCAUUACCGGUGCUGGAAAUCGAUGGGAAGAAAAAGAUAUGUCAAAGUUUUGCAAUUGCACGCUUCUUAGGAAAUGAAUUUAAUUUAUACGGGAAAGGAAACUUAGAGAAGGUCAUGGUAGAUCAGAUACUGGACACUAUAUUAGACAUUUUUACCCCAUAUGCAAGCAUAGCAUUUGGUAAGGACAGCGAGGAUGAAAAGAAAAAGAAGUUUGAAGAGUUUGAAACAAAGACGUUACCUACGGUAUUAGGCAAUAUAGAAAAGCUUGUUGCAGAAACUGGAAAGAAAGGUUUUGCUGUAGGAGACUCGCUGACGAUUGCCGAUCUAGCAUUGUAUGUUUACAUUGAAAACUGCAAUGCACUCACAAAAGUACCUAAAGAUAAAUAUCCAUGCCUGGCUGCUAAUCUUGAGUCAACUGCUAAACAACCAAAGGUAGCAGCACACUUGAAGGCACGUCAACAAACCCCCUUCCCCGCGCAAGUCACCGAACAAGUUGCCUCAAUACGAGUUAACGUCUUAAUUAAAAAGCGUCAACUGUUGCACGGUGGACCGUUCUUAAACGGAAAGAUGGCGACAUACAAACUGACGUAUUUCAACGGAAAGGGGAGAGCUGAAAUAUCAAGGCUGGUGUUUGCUGCUGCAGGCAAGUCAUACGAAGAUAAGAGAAUAACAUCAGCUGAUUGGCAAACUCUUAAACAAGAAAUGCCUCAGGGGACUGUUCCUGUGUUAGAAAUAGACGGCAAAAAGAAGAUCUCACAGAGUUUGGCAAUUGCACGUUACUUGGCGAGAGAAUUUAAUAUGUAUGGUAAAGACAAUAGCGAGAUGGUGAUGGUGGACCAAAUCAUAGACACUUGUGCCGACGUGUUACCAGCACUUAUAAAGAUCAAAUUCAACCCAGAUAAAGAAGAAUCGGCUAAACAAAAAGAAGAAUUUGACAAAACAACUUUACCAAAACAUUUAGAAAUGCUGGAAAACCUGGUAAAAGAGACAGGACAGAAUGGUUUCGCAGUUGGGCAAUCGUUGACAUUGGGUGACCUAAUUUUGUACAAUGCCAUUGAAAAUUACACAGUGGGCAACAUGCUAGACAAAUAUCCUCUCCUGGCAGCAAAUCGUAAGAAGGUGGGGGAGCUACCUAGAAUGAAAGAAUAUUUAAAAUCUCGCCCUGAAACAUCAUUUUAAAACAUCAUAUGAAAUAAGUAAUGAUCUGAAUAUUUUAUUUUACGACUUCACUUUGUUAUUUUUGUUUUAUAUGUCAUGUUUUAAAGAAACAUUCAUCAUCAAUAUUGUUCUUUAUUAUUUUUUUUAAAUCAGCCAAGAGUAUAAAAAGUGACUAAUACUGCCAUUCAAAUAGAAAGAUAACAUAUUGAUCUCUUUACCCAAUAACUUUACUGAUUUAAGCAAUUUAUUUAUUAUUGUUUUUAUGUGAAAAUAAUAUUGAAAUAGAAUAGAAAUAUUUCGUCUUCA
This is a messenger RNA of Ruditapes philippinarum (Manila clam), 1729 nucleotides long. Its product is annotated as glutathione S-transferase 1-like. Gene Ontology annotation, biological process: glutathione metabolic process. Gene Ontology annotation, molecular function: glutathione transferase activity. Lineage: Eukaryota; Metazoa; Mollusca; Bivalvia; Venerida; Veneridae. The transcript has 11 exons. The coding region runs from base 116 to 1444 and encodes 442 amino acids. The record is from RefSeq and is a predicted model, not a curated record.